CGAGCCCGCGCCUCCUUGCUCGCUCCGCGCCUUCAUUCGAGUCAGCACGUUCGAGCGAACGGCGCGCGCUCGCGGACGCCCCCGCCUUUCGGAUACGUUCCAAAAUUAAAUUUUAAGAAAAAGAAAAUUGUGUUUUGUUUUUUUAGAACGUGACAGUGAACGAAUGAUUAUUUUUAUUGAUUUGGUGUUGACUUUUUAAAUCAUAUCCGAGGACAACAUGGGAGCGAUUCGAACGCUCUGGCGUGGUCUGCUGCUGGCAUGCUGCGUGUUGGCCGCUCAGACCACUGCACAGAACAGGGCGGACCUGGAGAGCAGCGCCGUGCCCAGUGACUUAAGGCGCGUUGCCAGUGAGGCCAUCGCCUUGGAGAGGCGCUUCCUGCUGGGUGCUAGCGAUGCACACAACUGCUCAAGCGUAGAAGAGGAGGAGCGGAGCACCCCGUGCCCCCCGAGCAAGUACCGGAGCGCCAGCGGGGAGUGCAACAACGUGCGCCACCGGCCCUGGGGCCGCCGCGGCGACGUGUUUCUCAGACUACUGCCGCCCAACUACGCUGACGGCGUGGCCCAACCCCUCUCCACCCCCCGUCUGCCGGAGCCCUCCCUGGCGGUGCGGGCGGCGGCGCAGCUGACCGCGCCGGCGGACCACGACUACGUCACCAGUAUGUUGGCAGCCUGGGGACACUUCGUCGUGGAUGACCUCGUGGGGACUGCUAAUGGGAAUAAGGAAUGUCAGGGUCCAGAGUGCGACUAUUACAGAUCUGCCCCAGCAAGAAACAUUGACUCUUGCAGGUUUGAGCACCGCGAGCAGAUGAACCUGGCGACGUCGUUCCUGGACGGGUCCGCGCUGUACGGCAGCUCCGAGAAGGAACUGCGCUCGCUGAGGCUGUACGACGCGGGGAAACUUGACCUGGAGUCUUGUCACAAAUGCAAAGACGGUUCGCCCAGCGCCCCGCUCUACAAAGUGCUCCUACUGGAACACAACCGUAUAGCCGGGGAACUGUACUCUAUGAACCCAUUCUGGGACGACACCACUCUGUUCCUGGAGGCAAGAAGGGCUAUUGCUGCAGUCAUCCAACACAUCACUUACAACGAGUUUUUGACCGUACUUUUGGGAGAGGUCGGCAUGGCGAAGGCGGAGCUCAAGCUGCAGUCGCUCGGCUUCUGGCGCGGCUACUCCAGCAACAACCGCGCCGGCACCUACGCCGAGCUGGUAGCCGUCGCGCCCAUCUUCAAAGCCAUGAUCAAUGAGAAACUGCAAAACAAAACCAUCACCCUCCAAGACCUAGUCCAAACAGUCGCGCACGGAGUCUCCCGAUUCCCACCAUCAUCAGCGUUCGACAUCCAGCGCUCCAGGGACCACGGGGUGCCCUCCUACCUGAGGAUGCUGCGCCUGUGUGAACCCACGUCUGGAGUGAAGAGUUACGGAGACUUUGAUAAACUGGGCUUCGAUAGAACGCAGCAGGAGAUGAUGGCUGAUAUGUACAGGAACGCAGAAGACGUAGAGCUGAUGAUCGGUGGAGCCCUAGAGAAGGCGGCGACGGGCGCCGUGGUGGGGCCCACGUUGGCUUGUGUGUUGGCGCUGCAGUUCGCUAACUUGAAGAAAAGUGACCGAUUCUGGUACGAGAACGACAUCCCGCCCUCCUCGUUCUCCCCGGAGCAGCUGGCCGCGCUGCGCCGGGUGUCGCUGGCCGGGCUGCUGUGCGCUGCUGAUGACAGCGUCACUGACAUACAGCCGAGGGCCUUCGUCAAAGAAGACCCUUACUUGAACGCAGCCCAGCAAUGCCCCCAACACGCGCGUCUAGAACUCUCCGCGUGGAAGGACGAGACCGGCGCGCGCGCGGCCGAGCGGCUGUCGCAGGACAUGCUGGCCGCAGCCCUGGAGAAGGCCAAGCAGGAGAUGGCGGAUAGGAAGAGGAUGGAGUACAUGAUGUGGGAAGCUCGCGGAGGAGCGGAUCCCAAGUCCCCAGUCGGUACAGCGGCCUCUUUCUCAAAGGCUAACAAAUACGCCCUCAAGCUGGCCAACACGUCACUAUACCUCGAGUUUGCGACCAACGAGCUUCUGAACACUAUCAACAAUGGCCACCGCCGCAAGCGUCAAAUCUUCGGAGGUGACAACCUAGGCUUCGGGACCAACAAUGACUUCGUCGACGCACUACAACAAGUGGACAUCAGCGGCUUCGUAGGCCAAGACCAGCAGGGACCCACGAUAGAACCUCAGUGUGACGACAACGGGCCUUGUGAUGCCGACAACCCGUUCCGGUCCUACACUGGAUACUGUAACAACCUAAGGAACCCUAAUUUGGGCAAGGGUCUGACGACGUUCGCAAGAUUGUUGCCGCCCGUUUAUGAGGAUGGUGUGAGCCGCCCCCGCAUCAACUCCGUGACCGGGGCUCCGCUGGCGUCCCCUCGAGUCAUCUCCACGGUGAUCCACCCCGACAUCUCCAACCUGCACACUCGCUACACGCUCAUGGUCAUGCAGUUUGCGCAGUUUGUGGACCACGAGCUCACGAUGACGCCUAUUCAUAAAGGUUUCCACGAAUCUAUCCCUGACUGUCGAUCCUGCGACUCGCCGCGCACGGUACAUCCGGAAUGCAACCCGUUUCCGGUUCCGAGAGGUGACCACUACUACCCGGAGGUCAACGUCACUUCCGGCGAGCGGCUCUGCUUCCCAUUCAUGAGAAGUCUGCCUGGACAACAACAGUUGGGCCCCAGAGAGCAAGUGAACCAGAACACAGCCUUCAUCGACGCGUCCGUCAUCUACGGAGAGAACCCGUGCAUCGUGCGCAAGCUGCGAGGCUUCAACGGACGACUGAACGCGACUAUUCACCCGCUUGGAGGAAGAGAUUUGUUGCCGAGGUCCGACAGCCAUCCCGAGUGUAAAGCACCGUCUGGGUACUGUUUUAUUGCUGGCGACGGGCGAGCCUCAGAACAGCCAGGCCUGACCGCUAUCCACACGAUCUGGCUGCGCGAACACAACCGCGUCGUCGAAGGCCUCCGCGGCGUCAACCCGCACUGGGACGCCGAGCUGCUGUUCGAACAUACAAGACGGAUUGUGGCGGCCGAGUUCACGCACACGAUCUACAAUGAGUUCCUGCCGCGAUUGCUGUCGUGGAACGCUGUCAACUUGUAUGGAUUGAAGCUGUUGCCGUCAGGCUACUACAAAGAGUACUCCCCCACUUGCAACCCAUCAAUCGUGACCGAGUUCGCGGCGGCGGCCUUCCGCUUCGGGCACUCGCUGCUGCGGCCGCACCUGCCUCGUCUGUCACCCACAUACCAGCCCGUGGAGCCGCCGAUCCUGCUGAGGGACGGGUUCUUCAGGCCUGACAUGUUCAUGACUCACCCAGCAAUGGUAGACGAGCUGAUGCGUGGACUCUCAUCAACUCCAAUGGAAACCUUGGACCAGUUCAUCACGGGAGAAGUGACCAACCAUCUGUUCGAGGACCGUCGCAUACCGUUCUCUGGUAUCGACCUCAUUGCCCUGAAUAUACAGAGAGCUAGAGACCACGGGAUCCCCAGCUACAAUAACUACAGAGCGCUGUGUAAUCUGAAGAGGGCUUCUACGUUUGAAGACUUGGCGAGGGAGAUUCCUGAUGAAGUUAUUGCUAGACUGAAGCGCAUCUACCCCACCGUGGACGACAUCGACCUGUUCCCGGGCGGCAUGAGCGAGCGGCCGCUGCAGGGCGGGCUGGUGGGGCCCACCUUCGCCUGCAUCAUCGCCAUACAGUUCCGCCAGUUGAGGAAGUGCGACCGGUUCUGGUACGAGAACGACAACAACGCGGCUAGGUUCACGGAGCAGCAGCUGAGCGAGAUCCGCAAGGUGACGCUGUCCAAGAUCAUGUGCGACAACUUCGACGUGGCGAGUGAUGUCCAGCGAGCCGCCUUCGACCUGCCUAGCAACUUCUUAAACCCCCGCGUCCCGUGCUCAUCGCUGCCCAAGCUGGACCUGUCUGCGUGGCGCGAGAGCUCGGCGCAGGGCUGCCUCAUCGCCGGCCGGAACGUCGCAGUGGGAGACUCCGCCUUCCCCUCGCCCUGCACCUCGUGUAUAUGUACUGCUGAGGGCGCGCAAUGCGCGUCGCUCCGCAUCACCGACUGCGCGCAACUGCUGCGCGAGUGGCCGCGCGAGGCAGUGCUGAGAGACGACGUGUGCACGGCCCAGUGCGGCGCCGCGGCCCCGGACCGGCCGCGGCAGGCGCGCCGCCCGCCCCUCAACUUCAAGUUCCCGGACCUGUCGCCUUUCAUCGCCAAGUGAAUGUGUGUUGCUGGGUAGAGCGGUUGGUUUUGCGUGCUCGUUUUGGUGGCAUAGAGUAAAGAAGGUCUGAUU
This is a messenger RNA of Plutella xylostella (diamondback moth), 4318 nucleotides long. RefSeq lists its product as uncharacterized. Gene Ontology annotation, biological process: response to oxidative stress. Lineage: Eukaryota; Metazoa; Arthropoda; Insecta; Lepidoptera; Plutellidae. Gene Ontology annotation, molecular function: peroxidase activity; heme binding. The record is from RefSeq and is a predicted model, not a curated record.